AGGAGCGCAAUUCACACAGGCACACACAUGCUCAGACACGCAAGGACGAGAUAGAUUUGUAUCACUCUCUUCUACUCUCUCCACUCCGUCUCUUCAGCGAUUCCCAGUAAUGUACUUCGUGCAAUCUCAGAGGUCACAGAUCAGAGGUCAGGUCACCAUGGUAACAAUGAGCUGGAUGCUGCUGUUGUGUGUGCUGGCAGAGGGGUAUAGGUCAGAGGUCGGAGUUCAGGAGGGGUGCGGCCAUUGGAUGGGAGGUAUUCCUGGGACUCCUGGUCUGGACGGGCAGGAUGGGAGAGAUGGGAGAGAGGGACGCCAGGGAGAGACAGGAGACACUGGACUUCCAGGUGUGCGAGGUGAGAGGGGAGAGGUAGGGGAAGUUGGGGGGGACGGAUUCCAGGGACGACGGGGUUUCCCGGGGGCCCCAGGGCUGCAGGGGCAGAGGGGCGAGAGUUCCUUCCUGUAUCGCUCUGCCUUCAGCGUGGGACUAACCACACCCACUACCACGACAGACACACCCCUUCACUUCACCAAGAUCUUCUACAACGAACAGCAUCACUAUGAUGACAUCUCAGGGAAGUUCCGCUGUUUUAUCCCCGGAGUGUACUACUUCACCUUCCACCUCACUGUACAGGGUCAGGGGUGUAAGGUGGGGCUGUACCGUAACGGCCGUGUCAUGUCGCUGACUCUGGACCAGUUCCUGACCUCUGACCUGGACCAGUCCUCUGGAGGGGCAGUCCUAAACCUCUCAUCUGGAGACCAGGUAUGGCUGCAGGUGUAUGGUGCAGAACAGGAAGAAGUUGGAAUUUACGCCGACAUCAACAACGACUCCACCUUUACUGGCUUUCUGAUUCAGCCGCGCCUACCUAGCAGCCCAUUGGACAACCGCCGACGCUGACUUCCUGCUUUAGCUGUGCCUACCAGGCAGCUGAUUGGACAAUCUGCUCCACCAUACCUACUUACAGCAGCAGCUGCUUAUUUUCCAUCACAUCCCUUUUCCCCCCACCUCUCUCCCUAUCCCCCACCUCUACCUAUCCCCCACCUCUCUCCUAUCCCCCACCUCUCUCCUUAUCCCCCACCUCUCCCCCACCUCCUUAUCCCCCACCUCUACCUAUCCCCCACCU
Oncorhynchus gorbuscha (pink salmon) is the source of this 1121-nucleotide messenger RNA. It is a transcript of the gene adipoqa, whose product is annotated as adiponectin, C1Q and collagen domain containing, a. Gene Ontology annotation, molecular function: protein binding. The record is from RefSeq and is a predicted model, not a curated record. The coding region runs from base 110 to 895 and encodes 261 amino acids. Lineage: Eukaryota; Metazoa; Chordata; Actinopteri; Salmoniformes; Salmonidae. The transcript is spliced from 5 exons.